This is a messenger RNA of Myodes glareolus (Bank vole), 1499 nucleotides long. It is a transcript of the gene Tssk6, whose product is annotated as testis specific serine kinase 6. Lineage: Eukaryota; Metazoa; Chordata; Mammalia; Rodentia; Cricetidae. The record is from RefSeq and is a predicted model, not a curated record. Gene Ontology annotation, molecular function: tau-protein kinase activity; ATP binding. Gene Ontology annotation, biological process: microtubule cytoskeleton organization; intracellular signal transduction; protein phosphorylation. Gene Ontology annotation, cellular component: cytoplasm.
AGGAACCGGUCAUUCAGAGCGAUUGAGUCACAAAGCCUGAGAGGGUUUAAGGAGCGCGGGGCGGGGACGUCCCCACCCCAAGGCCGAGUGACGCCCGCAGUCACUUCACAAGGCAGAAAUUGUUACCCGGGCAAUAAAAGUCAUCGCGGCUCUAGGACCUUGGGAGUGGGCACAUGGGGGCACGGGGGUGCAGGUGCCAAGCACCAUGGGUUAGGCCCGAGAUCGGAGUCCGGCCGCCCCCCGACAGCAGCCGCCUCCUGCUCCCCGCGCGCCCCGGGCGCCACCAUGUCGGGCGACAAGCUCCUGAGCGAACUUGGCUAUAAGCUGGGCCGCACGAUAGGUGAGGGCAGCUACUCCAAGGUGAAGGUAGCCACCUCCAAGAAAUAUAAAGGGACGGUGGCCAUCAAGGUGGUGGACCGUCGGCGAGCGCCUCCGGACUUCGUCAACAAGUUCCUGCCUCGAGAGCUGUCCAUCCUGCGGGGAGUACGGCACCCGCACAUCGUGCACGUCUUCGAGUUCAUCGAAGUGUGCAACGGGAAGCUGUACAUCGUGAUGGAAGCAGCAGCCACCGACUUACUGCAGGCAGUGCAGCGAAACGGGCGCAUCCCGGGGUCACAGGCGCGCGAACUCUUCUCUCAGAUCGCGGGUGCCGUGCGCUACCUGCACGACCACCACCUGGUGCACCGCGACCUCAAAUGCGAAAACGUGCUCCUGAGCCCUGACGAGCGCCGCGUCAAGCUCACAGAUUUCGGCUUCGGCCGCCAGGCGCACGGCUAUCCAGACCUGAGCACCACCUACUGCGGUUCGGCCGCCUAUGCGUCACCUGAGGUGCUCCUGGGCAUCCCCUACGACCCCAAGAAAUACGACGUAUGGAGCCUGGGCGUUGUGCUCUACGUCAUGGUCACCGGGUGCAUGCCCUUCGAUGACUCGGACAUUGCUGGCCUGCCCCGGCGCCAGAAGCGCGGCGUGCUCUACCCCGACGGCCUCGAACUGUCGGAACGCUGCAAAUCCUUGAUCGCCGAGCUGCUACAGUUCAGCCCAUCCGCCCGGCCCUCGGCUGGUCAGGUGGCGCGCAAUGGCUGGCUGCGGGCCGGGGACUCCGGCUAGGAGCCGGGGUUCUCGCUGUUCCCGCCGCACCAGGCCCUGAGCCAGGGCGGCGCACGCGCGACCGGCGAGCUUCGGGAAACCCGCGAAGUCGCCGCGCGCCACUGCGCGCGCGCCCUGUCCCUUCCCCUCCCACCACGGCGGCGGCCCACAGAGGCCCGCUGUUGGAUUCUGGUUCCUCCUGCACAACCCAAUUGCUGGAGGGCUCAUGCGCACCCUCGAUUUCUGGCGAGGAGGCCCCGAGAGGGGCGCGAAGAGAAGAGAGAGAAGCAUUGCGCCUGCGCGGAAUGAGCUCCUGCUGUGCGGUGGGUGGCAGUGGAGCGGAGAAGCUGCGGGUCGGCGGUGCACUCCAAGUGCCAGGUUGGAACCUGCAAUAAAUUCGCUUUUCCUCGCAA